GUUGAAUGUGCUGACUCAUCCAAAGGUCACCCCCACUUUGGCUUCAAUUGUUCAAUUGAAUUUCAACUCCACGCAUUUCGAUCGUUCUCUUCAGACCCCCAUUCUACAUUAUCGACCGCUUGCUCAUAUAAACCCAUGCGGUUAGCAGCCUUCGGAAAUAAUGGCUUCCACCGAAACAAAAAACACCGAAUUUCCCUACACUCUGACAAUCUCCCUCCCCCUCCCUACAAACCGCCUCGCUACAUCUGCCCUCCGUGCCACCGAAGUUGAUACCGAACUAUCCCCGUUCGUCCAACGUAACAUGACCGUAACCAGCCCCAAGGGAAACCAAACAGAUACCGGAGAGGCAAAGACUGUACUGGAGAUCACAUAUCGUGCAACCACAAACCGGAUGCUGCGUGUGGCUGUGAAUGGGUUCAUGGAAAGCUUGGGAGUCGUUUUGGGCGUUAUGGAGGAGUUGGAUGUGGACGUGUUGGAAGCUGAGGGGUUGGAGAAAUGAACCCAAGAUCGUAAUGGAUAAUAUUUCUGUCUCGCAUUGGCUGAGAACGGAUAGAAAUCAUGCAACGGCUAGGAUUAUGGGUUCUUUCUCAACCAAUGACGAACGUCGGAGUUGCGAUCGGCUAGACAUUCUCCAUGAGAGUAUGAGUUCGAGCAUAUUCUCUAGUGUCAUACAAUGAGGCUCAUUGGUGUCGAUGGGAGAAACGGCGCCCGGGGUGGAUGGGGGAGCGUGAGUGGAUCCCCCAACUCGACCUGGAAGGUCUAGUUAGCAUUGCUCGGAGAGCCCCCGGGCGUUCUAGCAUUAUAUCUGCUUGAGACCCCAGAUAGGGAUGCAGAAGCGGGGACUCCCUGUAGUGUAUAUUCGCUACAAUGUGUGUCAUCUAUCAUAUGUGUGCCUAAGCUCAUAAGGAUGUAUCGGAUUCGAGAUGUCCGACACCUUAUCCUGCAUAUAAUUU
Messenger RNA from Aspergillus alliaceus, 953 nucleotides. Its product is annotated as CTAG/PCC1 family protein. The coding region runs from base 161 to 499 and encodes 112 amino acids. Gene Ontology annotation, cellular component: EKC/KEOPS complex. NCBI's taxonomy places the organism in Eukaryota, Fungi, Ascomycota, Eurotiomycetes, Eurotiales, Aspergillaceae. The transcript has 2 exons. The record is from RefSeq and is a predicted model, not a curated record.